This is a messenger RNA of Ostrinia nubilalis (European corn borer), 399 nucleotides long. RefSeq lists its product as uncharacterized. NCBI's taxonomy places the organism in Eukaryota, Metazoa, Arthropoda, Insecta, Lepidoptera, Crambidae. The coding region runs from base 13 to 399 and encodes 128 amino acids. The transcript is spliced from 3 exons. The record is from RefSeq and is a predicted model, not a curated record.
CUGCAGCGCUGCAUGGCGCAGUGCGUAGCCAACGCCUCGCGCAUCCGCCAGCUGCUGACGGCCACGCACCAGCCUCAAAUGGAUACUAUGCUCGCCAAAAUGGAGGCGGAGCUGAGCACGUGGACGGCGUUCCUGCAGCGCGCCGUGGACGCCACCUACAGCACCGAGGUGGUCAUCGACAAUCUCCACAACAUGAUCGCCGAACAACGGCGGUGCGUGCGCGAGGUGUCUUCCUCCAGCGUAUUCACGUCGAUGUGCGAGGCCAGUGGCUCGCCGCCUGCCGCCGAGCGCACCGCCGACGACGCGCCGCCCGCCGCCGCCGCCGCCGCCUCGCCUCGCUCGCCGCUCGAGCGCCGCGCGCCCUCGGCCGCCUGCAGCACGCCCAUCGCCCGCGACUAA